CGCCGCGUGCGUGAUAGCCGAUCGCGAAUUAAAGUGGAACGCUCAGCGUUUUAUCUUGUUCUAUUGCGAGACAUUUUGUAGAGAACUCUACGCAUUCGUGUCCGCUGUUGUCAUUCUCACCGUUACAGUUUCAAUUGUAACAUCUAUUCAAUUGUACAGUUACAGUUGCUCUUAUUCUUCCGUAAUUGUCAUUUUGCUCACUUUUAAUAGUUUCUUAUGAUAUAUAUAUAUAUAAUAUUGUGCCUUAAGAGGGCGGAUUGAACAUUCGAAAGUGUAAAAGAGUUUGGCAUGGAAUUGCUGCUCGAUGUUGUAAUCGUCGUUUGAUUGUGCAGUCGUGAAGUUAUUGUGAUUUGUGAAUGAAAGAGAAGGUGUGAAGUGAAAAGAUGCGAUCGAUGGAAGUGUAAAGUGAUUUAAUGUAAACAUAAAUCAUAUCACGGAAACGUGUAAAGGUGACAUUUAUUGUCAAUGCCUGUCCCCCAUCAGUGAAAAAAAGUAAAGAACACGCAAAAAGAAAAAGAAGGAAAGAGAAAGAAAGGAAGACGUUCUCACGCGAUAAACGUUGAAGCUCCCGCUUUCGUGAUACUGUUACGUGGUGCCCGGGGGGUAAAGAAGCAACGAAAGGAAAGUGAUACGGGAGCCGUGCUCUAUUCGCCGACAUUGCGGUCCGCGGAGGAAGUGCACGCGUUUCACCUGCUGAUCCCGUCGCCGCAGACCAUAGUGUUUUCAGUCGCGUGCCGGAACGAGGACAGGUCAAAAACCACGUAAAGCCACGCUGAUAGUUCUUAGUGAUUCGCUGUUACUUAAACGCGAUUUACUUCAUUAAUAGAUUAUGGAUGAUUAGAUAAAUUCAUAUUCCGGUAAUUAUGCAAUUUAGUGACAAUUUCCCAAUUGCGUUCUCAAUUUCUAAACGGCAAUUGUGAUUUUUGUUUGUGAUUUUCUGAAUGGAUUAUGGAGCAUUUUGUAAUUUAAAGUUGCCCGUGAUAUCUGUGAGCAGAGGUGACUUAAAUUGCAUUAUAAAAUAAUCUGUAGUUAUUGCAAAAUUUAUUGGAGUACUCUUUUGACUUGUACCAAGAAAUAUAUUGCAUUAUCAAUUCAAAUUAUUUAAUCAAGGUACAUAUGUGCAUCGCUAUAAUAAAGUUAAAGUCAGUGAAGUUCAUUAAUAUGAAAUCAUGUAUUCAAAACCGUUCAUUAAUAUAAUAUAAAAUCGAUCGAAAUUCGUGGAUCUAAAAAAAUCAGUGAACUUUUUGAAUGAUAUAACAUCACAAAAGCGACUCUCCCAGUUGCAAACUCUCUCACGUCUCCAAAAAAUUAUCUAAUUCCUCCCACUCGUUGUACUCAAAGAACCCAAGAAACCCACACCGCUGUAUUCUCAAUUUUCCCCAUGAAUCAGCGUCUGUUACCAACAAAUUACUCAGCAAAUUCUCGCUCCCUCCGCAUCGAGGAAAGCAUUUCAUCAUCCUGAUAACCAGAAUCAUUCGCCGAAUAACCAAUAAAAAGCAGCCAGUCAGCGGACAUCCUCUCAGAUACCGACCACUCGACCACUGUAUGCUUAGAAUACCCCGUUUCCGGUUACAAACCGAUCUCUUGAUACAUCUGUCCGACUUAAUUUCUCCCCCAUCACACAACCAAACCAAGGAACUCGACGACGAAAUGCAUUUACGUGAAAGCAUCGGAUGACAUGCCAUUGACGGAACGAAAAUCAUGCAACAAGAAGGAUUGCAAAUGCGUGAUAUGCCGUGAACUGACCAACUACAGGAUGCCUGGUAACCUAGAGGCUCCACCUCGUCGCGAGGGCGUCAACUUCAUCCUGCGUCGCGCCCUGCCUUUUACUAGUAAAUCACCGUCUAAAGAAUGGUUAAAUAUAGGUAAUAGUAUACCCAAUUUUGGUAACCCUAAAGAUGGUACCACGAUAGAAGAAAUUAAUCACAGGGAAGAAAUGGAGGAUACGAUGAUACCGGUAACCGGCUGUAACAUUAAAAAGAGUGACAAGGAGGUAGCUCAUAAGACUGUGAUCUACUUCGGUGACACGAAUCAGAGACCAAAUCACAAAUUCAACGGUAAAGAAUCUUCAGUUCAAUUAACGAACAAAGGCGAGUUAAAAAUAAUGGAGUCGAAGAAGGAAGAGCAAGUUGCUGAUGGUCUAGAGGACGAAAGGUGUGGUGGAAAGGGGCAAAACGAGAGGCAACGGUCCACGGUGAGUUCGGUAGAGGAAGAGGACGUCAAGGUCACGCACGAAAUCGUGGUGAACGUCAGCCCUAGCAGGGAGGACGUGCUGAAGAUCGAGGAGGACGAAAGCCAGGUCGAGGAUUAUUGGUCCUUGCCGGGGGACAACACCGGGUUCAAGGCAGACUGGAGCUUCGUUCAACAGUGGCGCCUGAGGGGACCGGCCGGUGGCAGUGGACGAGAAUUGUACUGUCCUCCAUACUCGAAGGACUUCACGGAAAGUUCUCCAAAAAACGGUGUUCAUAAUAUGGUUCACAUGGUGGCGGAAAGGGACACGGACAGCGUUGCUCCAACGCCAACGCCUCAACAUCCCCAUCACUCUCAACAUUACCAUCUUAGUUUACAUGAAAUUCGCGCGCUUCAGAGGCGACCAGAAUGUACCGGUAAUAGUUCAUCAGAUGAAAAUCGAUCGUCAGGACAUGCAAGCAUGUCGGACACAGGUGGCCACACGAGUAGCAGUUCACCACCGCAUCGUCAUCAUAGGGCACACAGUCCACAGCAGCUGAACUCUGUGCCAGAAGACGAUCGUUUAUCGGCCUCGGUUACUCAGAGAAAUGGCAGGAAUAGAUCUGGACAGAAUCGUAACAGACACAGAGCUACACCCGCUAAGUUACAGGUCCCAUGGUCAGGUUCUGGCUUAGAAGAUAUCAAACUAGCAAUUCAGCAACUUACUAUGCGUUCCCAUAAAUCGUCUUCCACCUACUCCUCCUUGAGCGGAUCCGAGAGUUCAGAACCAGCUGUAAGGAGACUGAUGAGGCACUCUAGCUUAGAAACCAUAAAUACCAACGUAACCAGUGCUGACGAGUUCGUCUGGGUAGACUCUCAUAAUCGGCUGGUAGAGUUACAGCAAUUACCAUGGACGCACCACGACGUCCUUCGCGUGUUGCAAAAUGGUCGCACUAGAGAACACAUGGAGCAAGUCUCUAUGGAAACGAUACCGCGUCUCUCUUACCUGCUGCAACGGGCACUGGUUAGAAUCGGUCGAGAAACUCAGAGACUGGCUAAACCUGUUGGUCUAUGCAGUAAACACGAGGUAUACAGCGCAUUCAAAAUCGUGCUUUGUCCGGCCUUGGCAGAUUCUUGUACCAAGGCGUGCUUGCGUGCUGCAGCGAUGUUCGCCGUAUCUGGCGAUCAGUUAAAGCAAUCGAAAGCAUCUCGAUCCGGGCUACAACUACCAGUGGGAAGAUUUCUUCGUUGGAUGUCUGAUGUACGACUAGGAAGAAUGAUACAUGAGUAUGCAGCCAUAUAUUUGACCGCUGGAAUCGAAAAUCUAUUGGAAGAAAUACUACUACAAUGUAUACCGACUGAUCCCCAUACAACAUUAACUGCAACCAUGUUGGAACAUGCUAUUGCAAACAGUGGAGAUUUAUGGGGUCUUCUGCAACCAUACGCGCAUCUAAAUGCUGGUCGAACGGCAUCAGGUGCACUUGCCAUGCCACGUUGGGCCAGUAUCAGUUCUCUAAAUUCCUCCUCAUCAUCUCGCAGUGGAAGAGAUGCAGCCGGAUCGGCGUUAGAACCGUCGCUUUUAACCACCUGCGUAGGAUCAAUGUCAGAAUUGGUAGAUUUAAUAUCGAAAGUAGCUCAAGCAGGACGUUCACCUAUACCUUUAACAACCAAGGCAUUGAAUGCUCUCUUUUAUUACAUGAGGUGUUCGCAGUUGGAACACGGUGAACGAGGUUCCGGGAUACAAGAACUCGCAUACGAACGAGCGUACGUCGUACUUCCGCCACUGGUUGAAUGGCUAAGAGUUGCGACCGCUCAUGCAGAACACAGGCACGGUCUAGUUGUGGAUCAAGAUGACAUUAAUCAAGCUGCCAGAUUGCUAUUGCCCGGAGUAGAUUGUCCUGUUAGACCGAUAUGCUUCGAGGAAGUUUCAGUCUGCUCGAAGCGCAUUGACGAUUCUGAAUACAUCCGCCUCCUAACUAUGGAUAUGGCCUUCAAAAUGCUAACAAGCGGUCGUGCAGAUUUAAUAGCUCAAGCCAUGCCUCUUUUACCAUCGACAAAGAUCAACACUGUGAAUGAUAAUGGCUUCACUGCUUUAAUGAUAGCGUGUAUAAACAGUGAUGAAACCGCUGUUCUAGCAUUGUUAGACGCUGGCGCUGAUUUAAACAUCGAAAGUCCACCUCCAUCCACUGGACAAUCAGCGAACACACCUUCCAAGACUCCAGCAGCUCUAAAUGUAUCAAAUGCUAGAAAUCCAAUGACGUCAUCUGCUGUAAUGACUCCAGGAAAAAAUGUGCAGUCUUCAAAUUCGUCUUCCAGUUCACCUAGCGCCUCUAGUAACGUUUCUAAUAGUACAUUCUGUAAUCAGUCUGGAUUCAAUGCAGAAACGCAACAUUGGACUGCUUUAACCUACACAGCGUUGUUAGGACAUUGUAAUAUUGCUAGAAUAUUGUUGGAGAGAGGUGCAGCUGUUGAAGGUGGGGCUAAAUUGAGCGAAGAUAAAUCUACGGUUACACCAUUGCAAGCGGCUACGGCAUCUGGCAAUUAUGAAAUGGUUGCACUUCUUUUGGCUCAUGGAGCUCAGCCGUUUUUAUCUACUUUGAUAAAAGAUUCAUUUUCGUACUCUGGUUCUGCUCAGCGGGGCUGUUAUAGUGCAAUAUCAGUAGCAACAGCUCAUGGUCAAAGGAGUUGUCUUCAUCAACUGUUGUCUCACCCAUUAAACUUCUCUGCUAAACGAGGAGAAAAAGAAGUAUUGUCAUUAGAAGAAAUUUUGGCAGAAGGUAGUGCCGGUACUAGUCCUCAACAACAAACUGUAGAUGGAAGAGGAAAUAGAAGAGAAGGCAAAGAGCCAGUUUUUAAUAAAGUUCAAACUAAAGCUUUACAAGAAGCAAUGUACCAUAGUGCUGAAAGCAACCACUUAGAUAUCACGAUGGAACUUCGUGGAUUAAAAGUGGGUUGGACGUUACAUUGCUGGAUGCAUAGUCUUGCAACAGCUCACGAAAUAAGAUUAGAUUCGGUAAUAGAUCAAUUACUUCAAGAUUUUCUCCAAGUUUGCCCAGAUGACUAUUCGACACAAUUCGUACAAGAAUGUCUCCCAUUGUUGUUUAACAUUUUUAGAUAUAGUAAAAAAGAAGGAACGACGCUUCUCCUCGCGGAUAUUUUCUGUACGUGCUUUGGAUGGGAACCAAUAAAACCCAUUCGAGAUACAACACUUUCUAGUGGAUCCAGAAUAGAUCCCAAGUUUGUAAAUAAUCCAGAAUUAAGCGAUGUACAAUUCAGAGUGGAGGGCAGAGUCUUCUAUGGCCAUAAAAUCGUUUUGGUCACAUCGUCGCCGAGAUUUAGAAAUAUGUUAAGUUCAAAACUAUGCGAGGGAAAUCCUCCUAUUGUACAAAUUAACGAUAUUCGAUACCACAUUUUCCAGAUGGUUAUGGAAUUUCUAUACCAUGGUGGUUGUGCUACGUUAGAAGUUAAUCAAAGUGAUGUUCUGGAGUUAAUGGCAGCUGCAAACUUUUUCCAAUUGGAUGGAUUACUUAGGUAUUGCGAGGCACAAUGUUCUUCUAUGGUUGAUCUCGACAAUAUCGUUUCUAUGUAUAUUCACGCAAAGGUUUACAACGCCACGCAACUUUUAGAAUAUUGUCAAGGUUUUUUACUACAAAAUAUGGUCGCUUUAUUAACUUACGAUGACUCAGUUAAACGUUUAUUGUUCGCUAAGAAACUGCCUAAUCACGAUGUUCUCGCAGGCCUUCUUCUCACUUUACAAGCAAGAAUAAAAGCUAGACGAUCUCAGCAACAAAAUAAGAUAAAAGCUUAGAGAUACGUUAAACAUCAUGCACGGUAUUUAUAUUAGCAUCGUCAUUAUCAUUUUACUUUCGCUAUCGUCACUUGUAGUGUAAACAUAUCUACGUAUGUUUAAAUGACAUCAUUUAUGAAAAAGACCCGUAAGCGAACUAAGACUGAGUUUUUCAUGACUUAUUUUUAAGUUUUUUCUAUCGGUUAUUCAAAUAUAAAUUAUCAGCAAUACUUAUUGAUUUAAUAUUAAUAUCUUAGCAUUUCAUUCAGGAUACUAAUGAACCAUAAAACUUACGUUUCUGUUAUGCAUUUGUUUUAUUCUUGUAUAGUAUUUCUAGUUUAAGUAUUUUUUGUAAACUACGUGCUAUAAAUGUACAUUAGAUACUAUUCGAACUAUAUAAAUUACUGUUAUAAAUGAAUCCCAUGCGUACACACUAAUUAAAGUAUUAAUUCUUUUUUAAAUUAAUUUGUUCAGCACAAAUUUUUAAAUCAUGUAAAUAUAAAAAUAAUUAUAAUAGAGCAUAGAUGGUGGUAUAUGCUGUAAGCUUUUAGUGACAGCAAGCUAUUAAUAUAUAUAACAAAUGAACAAAUGUAUUUUGUAUAUAAAACAGGCUGGACAGUUUAAACGCGAUAAAGAAAUGAUAGUGCAGAAUAUUCAAAUGUUAUCUCAUGUAUUGAUAAUACAACAUAAUUUGUACAUCUCGGUUGCAAUAAAUUAUAAAUAUUGUGAUAAUGAAAACAUUAAAUGAUAAUUGUU
Molecule: messenger RNA, 6712 nt
Organism: Bombus pyrosoma
Lineage: Eukaryota; Metazoa; Arthropoda; Insecta; Hymenoptera; Apidae
Product: ankyrin repeat and BTB/POZ domain-containing protein BTBD11
Exons: 14
Coding region: 1679-5977 (1432 amino acids)
Molecular function (GO): protein heterodimerization activity
Source: RefSeq, a predicted model, not a curated record